Populus euphratica (Euphrates poplar) is the source of this 1350-nucleotide messenger RNA. Its product is annotated as Calcium-dependent lipid-binding (CaLB domain) family protein. The transcript has a single exon. The coding region runs from base 322 to 1158 and encodes 278 amino acids. Gene Ontology annotation, biological process: defense response. The record is from RefSeq and is a predicted model, not a curated record. Lineage: Eukaryota; Viridiplantae; Streptophyta; Magnoliopsida; Malpighiales; Salicaceae.
AUGCCUUCUUCUAUACACGGAAGAAUCAAAAGGAAAGAGAAAAGUACCUGUCCCAGAAACCCUCAUCUUUCGCCUAAAAUAACAUUCUUAGCCGUUACCGCCAUUAAAGGAAUCACCUUCACCUACCAUACAAAAUUACCACACUGGUGCUCAAUGGAUACGGGCAAACGCAAACAAAUCAAAAGGGCAUUCUAGACCAUUAAUUAUCUCCAUACCCCGACUGCAGGUCCAAAGUCCGAGUACUGAAACCUAUAUAUAAAUACAUCCCCGCCACGCUGCUAGCCGCGUGCAAAAAAUAUUCCAGGCUCCAAAGACCAAAUCAUGCCUUCUCGAUACGAGGUUGAAGUCACCAUCUCUUCUGCCAAAGACCUUAAAAACGUUAACUGGCGCCAUGGCUCUUUGAAGCCAUACGCUGUCGUGUGGGUUGACUCCAACUACAAAUGCUCCACUCGAGUUGACGACGAAGGCGACACCUCUCCUUUUUGGGACCAAACUCUGGUCAUCCCCUUACCAUCUGGUCGCAUCGAAGACCACACCCUCCACAUCGACAUCGUCCACGCCGGCUCCGAGGAAGGCACCAAGCCCCUCAUCGGCUCCGCAAAGCUCAAGCUCAUUGACGUUCUCGACGACGUCGACAUCGGAGAACGAGCAACCCGCGCUCUCCAGCUCAAGCGUCCUUCCGGCAGACCACAGGGGAAACUCGACGUUAAGGUCACCAUUAGAGACCCUCGCUAUCGUGCUCCUGAUGCUUACCCUGAACCUCCUUACGGGGUUCCUCCUCCGUCAUCUUCGAGAGAUCACUACCCUUACGCGACACCCUAUGGUGCCCCACCACCGCAGCCAAAUCCGUACUAUUCAACAGCAGCUCCGCCAACUGGGUAUCAGUACAGCGCGCCCCCACCUCCGACAUACGGGCAGCCGAGUUACGGUUAUGGGGGUUACGGGUAUGGAGAGCAGCAACCUGUGGUUGUGGAGGAGAAGAAGAAAAGUAAGUUUGGAGGGAUGGGGACAGGAUUGGCCGUGGGUGCGGUGGGCGGGGUCUUAGGUGGACUGGCAUUGGCUGAGGGCAUUGAUGCUUUGGAAGACCAUAUUGCUGAUGACGUGGCAGAGAAAGUCGAGGAUGAUCUUGCCUACGAUGAUGAUGCCGGUGGCUGGUGAUGAACGGCAAAGGAUGAUGAUUUCUGAUCUCUAAACUUUGCUAGAAGGGGUCCACGUGAGCAUGACAGAUGGACCCUUUAUCAGUUGCUGUUUCUUUUACAAUCUAGAAAUGUCAGCAGGGGAACAUAUCAUCUCACACGUCUGUCUUUUUUAUAUUCCAAUAAUUAAAUCUAAAAUUAAACAAGUCCUCUA